Messenger RNA from Leptonychotes weddellii (Weddell seal), 3817 nucleotides. Lineage: Eukaryota; Metazoa; Chordata; Mammalia; Carnivora; Phocidae. The record is from RefSeq and is a predicted model, not a curated record.
GAGGCACUGGGGACGUAGCAAGUUAUAAAAAGAGACGAUACAGGGGAGGAGACAGAGAACAAGGGAAGUAAGUAAGACACCGGGUAGUUCAGAGGGUGAACAGUAAAAUGGAAAAAUGGAGUGGGAAGAAAAAAAGGGAUGGGAGGUUUUGCAAUUUUCAAACAGGCAGCUUCAGGGAAGGCCCCUGAGUGGAUCUAAUAUCUGAAUAAAGAACUGAAGCAGCAUAUAGUGAACUUGGCAGGUAUUUGGGGAGUUACAAGAAAUUCAGUUGUAUAUGUAGAAAAGGUCUUUGAAAAGCUGUUAACAGUAACCUUAUAAGGGACCAGGGAUUAGCAGGUACUUCCACUUUUUCCCGUUUUAAGUCACAAGAUAAAAUUACCAGCAACCUCAGGGAAUCCAGUCUGCCCACUUAUAAUUGUUCCUGUUAUUUCGCAUUUACUUGUGCCUUCCCUCACCAGGGAAGGGAUGGGGUCUGCCUUGUUCAUCGCCUUGACUCCCCUCCUCUCCAUGCACCCCACCUCCCCCAGCCUGGCACUCAAUGCAGAUUUAGAGAAUGAAUCAAAGAUUCUAUCGAUUGAAAAUUUGAAGCUUCUACAACUAACUCUAAGGUUUCACUGGCAGGGGGGUGAGGGAUUCCCCACCAAUCCCCCACAUGAGCCUGGCAGGUCAGGCUUCCAGGAGUCAUUGCCCCGUGCGUGCCUGGUACCUAUUUAUUGGAAACAGGAAAGAGGACGCAGGUAAAGCAGGUAAAGGCCUGCCAGAGAGAGAAUGGUGUCUCCUUUCCCUGGAAGGAAGUAAUCUAGGCCAAACGAAGUUGAGCAAGCCUCCAGAAUACCCUUGAGGACCACCUAUACACAUUCCCGCCUGCACCCGCGGGGGCGCGGCGCCUUUAAGGCUCCCGGAAACGGGCCGGCAGGACCGGAAGUGACCCUCUUUAGUUCCCCUCUUCACGUGGUGCGGGCGGGAAGUGACGCGCGCGGCCCGGGAGCUGCGGACGCAGAGGCCGACGGAGCCGGAGUCGCGGACGCCGCGGGGUCUCCGGGACAGGAACCCCCAGUGCUGUGUCCACAUUCUAGAGGGGAAGUUUGCUGGGACCCUGGUACCACCUUGCCAGUGGAAUGUCAGCCACACUGGAUCUGAAAUCGAAGGAGGAGAAGGAUGCUGAGUUGGACAAGAGGAUCGAAGCUCUUCGGCGAAAAAAUGAGGCCCUCAUCCGGCGCUACCAGGAGAUUGAGGAGGACCGGAAAAAAGCCGAACUCGAGGGAGUGGCCGUGACAGCUCCCCGGAAGGGCCGCUCGGUGGAGAAGGAGAACGUGGCAGUUGAGGCGGAGAAGAACUUGGGUCCCUCUCGGAGGUCUCCUGGGACCCCACGACCCCCAGGGGCCAGCAAGGGAGGCCGGACGCACCCCCAGCAGGGAGGCCGGGCAGGCAUGGGCCGGGCGGCCCGCAGCUGGGAGGACAGUUCUGGGGAGCAGUCUCGAGGAGGAUCUGGGGGCCGUGGCCGGAGGGGCCGGGGCAGGGGGUCCCCUCAACUCUCAGGAGCUGGAGAUGCCUCAGCUGCCGACCGCAAAUCUAAGGAGUGGGAGGAGCGGCGCCGGCAGAACAUCGAGAAGAUGAACGAGGAGAUGGAGAAGAUAGCAGAGUAUGAGCGCAACCAGCGGGAAGGUGUGCUGGAGCCCAACCCAGUGCGGAACUUCCUGGACGACCCCCGGCGACGCAGCGGACCCCUGGAGGAGCCCGAGCGGGACCGCCGGGAAGGCAGCCGCCGUCAUGGGCGCAACUGGGGGGGGCCCGACUUCGAGCGGGUGCGCUGCGGCCUGGAGCAGGAGCGGCAGGGCCGCCGGGCCGGCCUGGGUGGCGCUGGUGACAUGACGCUGUCCAUGACGGGCCGGGAGCGGUCGGAGUAUCUGCGCUGGAAGCAGGAGAGGGAGAAGAUCGACCAGGAGCGGCUGCAGAGACACCGCAAGCCCACUGGCCAGUGGCGGCGGGAGUGGGAUGCUGAGAAGACUGAUGGCAUGUUCAAGGAUGGGCCAGCUGCUGCCCUUGAACCAUCCCACCGCUAUGAUGACCAGGCCUGGACUCGGCCCCCCAAGCCCCCCACUUUCAGGGAGUUCCUGUCCCAGCACAAAGCUGAGGUCAGCCGCAGGAGGAGGAAGAGUAGCCGACCCCAGACCAAGGCAGCCCCUCGUGCCUACAGUGACCAUGAUGACCGCUGGGAGACUGAGGACACAGUGUCCCCAGCCCCUGAGGCCCCACAGCCCGCUCCACCUGAGGAGACGCCCUUGCAGCCACCCGAGACCCCAGCUCCUCCUGCCCACCGGCCCCCUGAGGAUGAGGGGGAGGAGGACGUGGGGGAGGAGGAUGAGGGGGAGGAUGAGGAGUGGGAAGACGUGAGUGAGGAGGAGGAAGAGGAGGUCGAGGAAGAAGAAGAGGCUGAUGAGGAGGAAGAACCAGCCCAAGGCCAUGAACCCCAAGAGGCUGAGCCCACCGGAAGCCCUCCCCGAAGCCGCACCGGAAGUCCCACCGGUGAGCAGGCUGACAGAGAGCGGUCGAGGCCAGAGGAGCCCCCGCCACUGCCCCAGGCCCCUGCCACGCCUUCUAGCCCCUUUUCACCCCCUGGAGACCACCAACCCGUGUCUGACUGGGGUGAAGAGAUGGAGCUGAAUUCUCCCCGGGAUGCCCACCCGGCCAAUGCCCUGUCUCCGGGAGGUGACCAGCCAGCCCCUGCCUCCCUUGAGAGUGGGUCCAGCCUCCCAGGAACCCAGAAAGCUGAAGAGGAAGGGUCUGAGGCAGCUCCAGAGGCGGGUACCGAGGGCCAGGAGACCGCGGAGAUCACCGACUUCCAGAGGGCCUCCCCGAAUUCCUGAAGACGCUGCUGGGAGGGGACUGAAGCUUCCCCGCCUUGAUGGGGUGGGGGCGGCAGGAGGGGGUUAGUCUGGAUUCCCAGGCUGCGCUCUCUCCUCCCCGGAGACCGCUCUGGAUCCCAUGGCUUUAGGGAGAGGGAGAAAUUGAGGGUGAUGGGGAGAAGUUGGGGAAGGGGCGUGAUUGGGUUGUGGGGCAGAGGUGGGGCUUCGGGGAGUGUUUAGACCUCAGUACACUUAAGUAGCGAGGAGGUCCCGCCAGGGGCGUGGUUAGGAUGCCUGGGCGGGGCCAGAAUUCUGGUGGAUGGAGUUAGAACACAGGGCGGCCUUAGAUGUCGGAUGGGGCCGCGUGAGCCGGUUUAGAUGGGAGUUCCUAAUGCGGGUGUGGGGUGCAGCCCUCGGUCGAGGGCGUGUUCAGUACAGUGCUAGAACUAGUGGAGUGAGGCGGAGGAAAGGGGUGGAGCCUGGACUAGAGAGCGUGAAUCCAGGGAGUGAAGAGGGUGGCUUCGAAUGCUAAGAGUCGAGUCUGAUUCAGAGGCACGUUAGAAGCGGAGCGGGCCUGCGGCUAAGGAGUGGGGGGGGGGGUCUGUGAGGCCCAAACCUCGCACGGCGGUGGGGCUCGGAGGCGGGGCUAGAUGCCUGGGAGAAGUGUGAGUCGCGAAGGGGACGUGGUUAGGGCUUGGGGGAGGAGGCCAGAAAGGGGAGGGCGGGGCUAGGCGCUGGGCGGGCUCGCAGGUAAGAGGCGAGGGCAUCACCCCGAAGCCCGGCAGUAGUCGAAAGAGCAGAGAGCUAUCUUUGCAGGCCUGGGGCGGGGUCGAAAUACUAGUUAAGCCAUAGCUUGAUAAUGGUUGGCUGGAGACAGGGGAGGGGGCAGGCCCAGAGCCCGGAGGAGGCCCGCCCAUUCGGGGGCGUGACCAUGCUGGCGGGGGCGGGGUUGGACGAGGGAGCUUUAGAGC